GGGAGCGGCGGGGGCAGCCGCAGAGAUGUUCGACGUCGGCGGCGGCGUCGGUGGAGGAGACAAGGAGUGAAACAGCCGGGGGCGAGGGACGCGUGCCGGGUUGACAACGGAGGACGAUCAGCGGAAGGUUCGGCGGAGGUGUGGCGAGAGAUGAAAUCCGCUCGCCGUCCAUCUUCACAUGUCUCUCGUCCGCGUUCCCACCGCUAUCCUCGCCUCUCCGCCCCAGGGCGAUCAUCUCCUGCUGUCAGCUCUUCCAUACUGCCCGCCCAGAAGCUAUCUACGGCCCGGCGCCCCAUCCGCGAGAAAAUCCACAGAAGUCCACCAGCAUCUUCCCCGCCGACGUUCGCCACGUUCCCGACGCCUCCUCGGUCCCGCCCCCAGCCAGCAGAGGCCCGCGUUCUUCCAGCCCGCUUCCGUGCCUUACACGCGGACCCACAGUCGUGCGUAUGUGUCCUCUCAACGUGCCCUCCACGGGCUUCCCCCCGCCAGCCCGGUCUUCUCCACCUCCAACUGCUUCCUCCAUCAGCGCCCGGCGCUCGCAUCUCUCUCUCGGCCGGCUCUCCUUCACUUGCGCAGCCAUACAGAGGUCAUGGCGGCGUCAUCUCGGAUCGACACUCAUGUUCUCCCUCACAACCUCUAUAGCCCUAUACUGCAAUCACCACAACUUGAAGACAGCCCUGCGGGCACCACUUCUCAGCUCACUAUCUACGCGUCGACGUCGCCCUCACACACAGUAGUCCCCUCGUCAGCGGCCCUCUGGCGAUUGACUCUGGCGGCGAACGUCGGAUUGACAGGGACGAUCCCUCCCCCCUCCGCCCUGACAGGGUGCUUACGAAGCCCUUCAUGAAGAGGUUCCUCGGCAACGUGGUGAACGGGGAACCUCUGGCGUCAACUCCAUACGGCCGCGCCCGUCAAUGUGCUCUACUUUUGCCUAUCUUCUUCAUCCACUGCCCAUCGACGGCCAGGCGCAGCCGAGGGGGCUGUUGCUGUACUAGCAUAACAGAUGUAGGGCAGUCGUAUAUGGACUCUGUGCACGAAGCCAUCGAGUGAAGUCGGCUAGCAGGACGCCUCGAUCACACCAGUGUCAGCUGGACCGCGGACAUGAUGGCGGGCAUUGGCCGCACGACGCAACACGUGUUCUGAGCUGCGCUUCCUUACCCCUUUCGCACCCAUUUUCCCUUCCGACGGGCAGACGACGCAGGCGGCGCCAUUGACGAGGAUUCUGGUAGCCAACUGGUAGCUCUUCGACUGCCUCGGGCGACGGGCAGCGCAUGGACAUGACGUCGAGCUUACGCUUGCGCGACCGCUGCAACCUCAGAGAUGAUCGCAUCUGGAUCAUCUUGUC
Molecule: messenger RNA, 1345 nt
Organism: Schizophyllum commune H4-8
Lineage: Eukaryota; Fungi; Basidiomycota; Agaricomycetes; Agaricales; Schizophyllaceae
Exons: 2
Coding region: 179-847 (222 amino acids)
Source: RefSeq, a predicted model, not a curated record